ACGUCACACGCAUGUCGAUAUAUUAGCGUAUCGAGUUCUAGCACCUGUAGCGAUUUCACGGAACUAUCCGAGGAUUCGACACCGAAAAAACCUACACACACUCUGGAACUCGAUUCCAAAGAGAAAUCAACACACUUCGACAGAAGACAUUCGACUCAGUCUUACAAGCUGACAAUCAAUCCUUCUGAACAAACAAUCAUUCUGUUGAAUUCUGCGCCCAGGCAUCAAGAUGAGAACAUCAAAAUCACCCAGGUAUCGGAAUACGAUGAUGAGUCUUUCAAAGAUCAGUGCCUUGAUAGCGAUGUUACCAGGAAUGGGCAGUACGUCGUAGAGAAUGGUUUCUCUCCCAAUACAAGAGGUGAGGACAAUGGUGGAUACGUGACUCUGGAAUCUGAAACUGGAAGUUUACACGAACAUCCGUCAAGGAGGAAAAGAAAAAAAUCCAAGACAGCUCAGGGCACAACAUUGUGUAUAGAGUCGCUUCCCAUGACAGAGAAAAGGAAAACCGUUCUCUUCUACGACAAGGACGAGAACGAGGAGCGAGGCAACUGGGCGGGGGCGUGUGACUUCAACAUGUCCGUCCUGGGGUUCGCUCUGGGCCUGGACAACAUCUGGAGGUUCCCUUAUCUGACGUACAGAAACGGUGGUGGAACUUUCCUGUUCCUGUACCUUGUACUAAUGGUCCUUGUGGGGAUUCCCCUUUUCUUGAUGGAAGCCUCGCUCGGCCAGUUCACCAGCUGUGGGGUGACCACUUGCUGGAAAUUCGCCCCUUUAUUUAAAGGUGUCGGUAUAUCGAUGGUCGUCGUGUCGGCACUAACAGGCGUGUACUACAACAUGAUCGUCGGCUGGACCUUUCGCUACCUGUUCGCGUCGUUCAACAGCGACCUGCCUUACCUGCACUGCGAUAACAACUGGAACACCCGUGAUUGCCGGCUGAAGCUUCCAAAGAUGGUUUGUGAGGAUGACGUCAAAUUCGAUGACGGACUCUGUAAAGACCUCAACGGCAAGGAGAUAGGAAUCUGGAAUAAAACCCUGUUCCAUGAGGUCACAGGUCGAACCCUGAUGUCACCUGCACAGGAGUACUGGGAAAUUUCGGUGCUAGAAUCCAGUGCCAGCAUAGAAAUCUUCGGCUCCCCCAAGUGGGACCUGGUCCUGUGUCUGCUACUUGCAUGGGUCAUCUGCUUCUUCUGCCUCAUCAAGGGCAUCAAGAGUGCUGGGAAGGUCGUCUACUUCACCACCGUCUGCCCUCUCAUCCUCCUCGUCAUCCUCUUCAUCCGUGGCCUGACCUUGACCCACGCCUCCUACGGCAUUUAUUUCUUCAUCACGCCUGAUUGGAGCAAGCUUGGUGACGUCACGGUCUGGAAGGACGCCAUCAACCAUGUCUUGUUUUCUCUGGGUGUGGCCAGUGGUAGCCUCAUAUCUCUUUCCAGCUACAACAGGUUCCACAACAACAUCGUCAGGGACGCUCUGAUCAUAUCUGUGGGUGACUGUGUGACGUGUAUCCUGGGAGGGUUCGUCAUCUUCUCCUACAUGGGCUACAUGGCCGGUCAGCAGAACGCCAGCAUAGAGGACGUCUCCGUGGACGGUGUAGGUCUAGCUUUUGCCAUGUACCCAGACGCUAUAUCAAGUCUUCCGCCCCCAACAUUGUGGGCUAUUUUCUUCUUUCUUAUGUUGGUCACGCUAGGCAUCGAUUCACAGUUUGUUAUCAUAGAGACGGUGCUGACUGGGUUUGUCGACCAGUUCCCCAAGAUGCGACAUAAGAAGAUUCCCAUCAUCUCCUCCAUAUGUGCCAUCUCCUUCCUGCUGGGGCUUCCAUUAACGUGUCCGGCUGGUAUCUACCUGGUCCAACUGAUGGACAAUUACGUCAGCGGCAUGACGUUGUUUAUUAUAGCAGCAUUUGAACUGGUCGGUCUCAUGUAUAUCUACGGUGUCAACAGGUUUUGUCUGGACAUCACCCUCAUGACAGGCAUCAGGACGUGGAUAUUCUGGAAGAUCUCCUGGUGCGUCAUCAGUCCACUGACCAUUGCUUUCAUAUUCCUCUACAUCUUCAUCGACUACGAAGGCUCGACCUACGACGAUUACACCUACCCCCACUGGGCCGACAUCAUGGGGUGGAUGAUGACGGUGGUGGGGGUCGUCGCCAUCCCCAUCGUCAUGGCCUACAAGAUCUCCAUCGAGAGGCGCCGGAAGCGCAUCUGGCAGAAAAUCGCCUUCCUGUGUAAGCCGUCAAGACACUGGGGACCAGCACUGCGGGUACACCGAGCCCUGGUGACGUAUGUGGAGGGAUUUAUUGUCGACCCUCCCAAGAAACGGAGGAAGAGGUUCGUCCUCAGGCGACUCUUUGCUCCACAGACCCAUCCAGAUGGCCAGGAUGAGCGUGGCGCCGCCUUGGUAGCCGUCCCCAUAGCCGUCGUAUCCACGGUCUGGGGACCGAAUCCAAACUCUCAACAAGACGCCAGCACUACAGAACUGAACCAUCUUCCUCAAGACAUAGAAGCCAAAGAAGAAUCAAGUUUAUAA
Physella acuta is the source of this 2520-nucleotide messenger RNA. RefSeq names its product sodium- and chloride-dependent glycine transporter 2-like. Gene Ontology annotation, biological process: sodium ion transmembrane transport; amino acid transport; nitrogen compound transport. The record is from RefSeq and is a predicted model, not a curated record. Lineage: Eukaryota; Metazoa; Mollusca; Gastropoda; Physidae. Gene Ontology annotation, molecular function: glycine:sodium symporter activity. Gene Ontology annotation, cellular component: plasma membrane.